AUGCCCGCCAAAGUACAGUCCCUCUACCCCCUGGACACCGAACUCGCCGACAACGAGUCUGGUUAUGGCAGCGCCUCGUCUAGCGAGGCCAGCCUGCCUGAAAUCGUCUUUACCAAACCUCAUCUGCAGUUCCUCAACCGGCAAUUGCAGUUUCUCGAGCCUCAGGAUGUCUUGAGAUGGUGCAUCACCAGUCUUCCCAACCUGUUCCAGACCACCGCCUUUGGUCUGACCGGGCUGGUCAUUGCCGACAUGCUGUCGAAGUUGAAUGUGCCCCGCCCGCAGGUGGUCGACAUCGUCUUCUUCGACACACUCCACCACUUUCAAGAGACUCUUGAUCUUGUAGAGCGUGUCCGCCAGCGCUACCCCCACAUAAACAUUCACUCAUACAAGCCGGCUGGUGUCGAGACCGAAGCCGAGUUUGCCCAAAAGUAUGGCGAGCGCCUGUGGGAGACUGACGACGAGCGCUACGACUGGGUGGCCAAGGUCGAGCCGGCCCAGCGUGCCUACCGUGAGCUCAAAGUCGAUGCUGUCCUAACCGGCCGUCGCCGCAGCCAGGGCGGCAAGCGUGGCGAGCUCGAUGUCAUCGAGAUCGACGAGGCCGGGCUUAUCAAGAUCAACCCGCUGGCCAACUGGACCUUUGAGAAGGUCCACCAGUAUAUCACGGACAACGAGGUGCCGUACAACCAGCUCCUGGACCAAGGCUACAAGAGCGUUGGCGACUACCACUCGACCAAGCCCGUCAAGGAGAACGAGGACGAGCGGGCUGGUCGCUGGCAGGGCCAGGUCAAGACCGAGUGUGGCAUCCACAACCCGCGCUCCAAGUACGCCCAGUUCCUGAUGGAGAUGGAGCGCAAGCGCCAGGAAGAAGCCCUCGUGCAGGCAUUCCAGAAUGCCAAUUUGGAGACCGGAGUGGAAUCACACUAG
Molecule: messenger RNA, 924 nt
Organism: Talaromyces rugulosus
Lineage: Eukaryota; Fungi; Ascomycota; Eurotiomycetes; Eurotiales; Trichocomaceae
Exons: 2
Coding region: 1-924 (307 amino acids)
Cellular component (GO): cytoplasm
Molecular function (GO): phosphoadenylyl-sulfate reductase (thioredoxin) activity
Source: RefSeq, a predicted model, not a curated record